UAGCAACGUAAACACAUUAUUUUGAAAACAAAGACAACAAAAUGUAUACUAUUUAGUCACAACAAGACUUGCUCAUCGAAUUGUAGAAUCAAACAAAUAAAAGAAUUCAAGAGAGCGAAGUGGGAAAAACCAUUUAAGAAUGAAGCAAAGCUGAGGUACUUUCGUUUAAAGAAACUAGCUCAUCACAGGCAUUGGAACUGAUCUUUUGAAAGAAAUUGAGUCAUUUAUGAAUGUUGACAAGAAUGAAGCAGUUAAAACUGCUAUCAAACAAACAGAAGAAAGGUUAUUGCAAGAAAGAAAAGCUAUGAUUGAUGAAAUUGUUGAGAAUAUGAAAAGAGAAAAUGCAGAGUCGUUAGAAAAAUUAAAAAAGCGUGCAGAGAAAGAACUUGAAAUAGUCAAGAAUCGCUGUGAAGUACUUGAAAAAAAUCGAGUAAGAUUAGCCCAAGAGAAACACGAGAAAGAAAAACAACAAGCUUUGCGAAAAGCUGCUGAAGAGGCGGAAAAAUCCCAAGAAAAAGCAGUGGCCGAAGCAAAACAAUAUCUGAUAGAAUUAUUGUUAACUGAAAAUGAGGAAAAUACAAGAAAAACAAUACAAGAAAUGAUAAAUAAAAUGGAGGAAGAAAGGAAAAAAGUUAUUGAAGACACAACAAGAAAAACGCGUGAACAGUGUGAGAAGACGAUGUCGGAGAAGUUAGAUGAAGUUGAACGUAACCAGGAAGAAGAAAUUAAAGAGUUAAAACAAAAGGUUGAAGUUCUUACGGCUAAUCUUGAAAGAGAAGAAAAGGAAAAAGAAAAAUAUGAAAACCUUUAUUUAGAUUUAAGAGAUGACUACAAGAGGUUUCAGAACUAUACACAAGGAUAUUGCUCAGAUUUUCUUAUGAAGUAACAAUAAAGUAAGGAAAAUGAAUUCCGGAAAAUCUUAAUUUUUUAAACAGCAAUAGUUCAAAAACUGGACAACGCAUACACACUCUGUGAAAAAGUGGCGAUAGAUGUACUAAGAAUACAAUAUACAAAGAUGAAAUUGUACAAAUAAAUGGGAAUAUAUGUUAAUUGAGUUUGCUGGGCCUAUUUCCCUACGCUACAACAUACAAAUACAAUAAAUAAUUUGGCAAAAUUAA
Messenger RNA from Xenia sp. Carnegie-2017, 1118 nucleotides. RefSeq lists its product as uncharacterized. NCBI's taxonomy places the organism in Eukaryota, Metazoa, Cnidaria, Anthozoa, Malacalcyonacea, Xeniidae. The record is from RefSeq and is a predicted model, not a curated record. The coding region runs from base 227 to 886 and encodes 219 amino acids. The transcript has 7 exons.